Hyphopichia burtonii NRRL Y-1933 is the source of this 1218-nucleotide messenger RNA. RefSeq lists its product as uncharacterized. The coding region runs from base 1 to 1218 and encodes 405 amino acids. Gene Ontology annotation, biological process: positive regulation of cellular response to hypoxia; translational termination; positive regulation of SREBP signaling pathway. The record is from RefSeq and is a predicted model, not a curated record. Lineage: Eukaryota; Fungi; Ascomycota; Pichiomycetes; Serinales; Debaryomycetaceae. The transcript has a single exon. Gene Ontology annotation, molecular function: protein binding. Gene Ontology annotation, cellular component: nucleus.
AUGGCCAAAAGACACUUAGGGUUAGGGAAGGCAGCCAAAGAAAAAGCCAAGAAGCAAAAAGUCGAAGAAGCCGCAGAACCCAAGGAAGCAUCUAAUGAGCUUACUGUUGAAUUGAAUGAAGAAAUUGAUGCAAAUGAUGAUUUUGGACAAUUGAAAGCGUUAUGGAAGACAUACGAGGAAAGCUCCAAGGAGAACGAGUUGGUUGUGAAUGGGAUAAUACACGAAUGUGACCGAAUGUUAAGAAAUGAUACUGAAGGAAAGUUGAACGAUGAAUUUCAUUCAAUAUACGCAAAAGCAUUAUCAAGUUUAUCAAUAUACAAAACUGAAGAUAAGGAACAAGUCAAACAAUUUUUUGAAGCAUCAUUAGAAAGAAUUGAACUUGGAUUAGAAAAAUAUGCAGAAUCCAUCAGUUUAUUAUUUGCCAAAAGUAAGAUAUUAAUUGAUAGAAUUCCUUUAUUAAUUAUUAGUCAAUUAACUAAUGAUAGUAAAUUAACAAAAGAAAACAAUGUUUCAAAAUUAUUAGAUGAAGCGCUUGAAAUAUAUGAAGGAGCUGAAAAGCAAGCUAUUGACAAGAAACAAUUUGAAUAUUUUAAUAGAGAAAAUCUGGAAAUAUUACAAGCACUUGAUGAUUUAUUAGACAUGAUUGAUAAUUUUGGUAAAGAAAUUAUGGAAGGAGAAGAAAGUGACGAAGAAGAUGGCGAAGCCGAAAUGGUUUCUAAUACAUUAAAUGAAAAACAUCCAUUAAAUAAGAUUAGACAAAGUGAUAAAUAUAAUCAAUGGUGGAGAGAUCAUAUAUUAAUUUUCUAUCAAAAUUUACCAAAAGAAACCGAUGAAAAAUUAGUAAUUGAUAUUUGUGGUAGAAUUGGCCAAUCAUAUUUAUUAGAAGCUGAAUUACCAAUGAAUAUAUAUACUACAAUUAAAUAUGAUGAAGAUAACGAAUUACAAGAAAUUGAAGGAAUGGAUGAAAAAUCAAGUCAAUUAAAAAGUCAAGAAUUAAUUAAAUUAGCUAUUGAAUAUUUAAGAAAAGCCCACGAUUCAAAAGAACCCGAUAGUUGGGUUAAUAUUGCAGAAGCCUUAAUAAGUUUAGGUAAUUUAUAUGAAAUUGAUAGUAAAGAACAAGAAGAGAAUUAUCAAGAAGCGGAAAAAAUUUUGCAAAAAGCAAAUAAUGCCACUAAUGGGAAAUAUGAAGAUAUCUUAGAAAAUUUAUUAAAUAAUUAA